GAUGUUGGGUUACCAUUAGGCAGAGGAUUAUUAGUAAAGGUAAACUUAGCAACCGAAUCAUACACUAAGGAAACUAUAAGAAUGGCAUGUGAUCAUGAUGAUUUUGUAAUUGGAUUUAUUUAUGUCAAUUCUCCUCCUCCUUCUGGUAGUAGCAGUGAUCCAAAAGUAUAUAGUACGCCAGAAGAAGUUAUAACAAAUGGUAAAACUGAUAUUAUUAUUGUUGGUCGUGGAAUUUAUGCAAGUGGUAAAGAUGUAAUUGAUGAAGUGAAAAGGUAUAGAGAUGCAGGAUGGAAUGCUUAUUUAGAUAAACUAAGAAUAUCAGGAAAAGAUCAAAUGAAUUUUCUUCGUAACUUAACUUCAAUUAUACCGCCAAUUGCCGAGAACACCAUUAAGAAAACCACUAAAUAUGGAGGAAAGUAUACUGUCACAUUGAUCCCAGGAGAUGGUAUCGGGCCAGAGAUUGCAGAAUCAGUUAAAACAGUAUUCAAAGAGGCCGAAGUUCCAAUUGAAUGGGAACAAUAUAAUGUUACUGGAUAUACUGAAGAUAGCGAUUUGUUAUUUCAACAAAGUAUGGAGAGUUUAAGAAGAAAUAAAGUUGCAUUAAAAGUAAUUUAUACAUCCACAAAAAAAGACGAUCAUCCAUCUUUUAAUGUUGCGAUGCGUAAAUAUUUAGACAUUUAUGCAUCAUUGGUAUUAAUAAAUAAUAUUAAAGGAUAUCCAACACGUCAUAAAGAUGUAGAUUUUGUUAUUAUUCGUGAGAAUACUGAGGGAGAAUAUGCAGGAUUAGAACAUCAGUCAUAUCCGGGAGUAAUAGAAUCACUGAAAAUUACAACUAGAGAAAAAACAGAACGAAUUGCACGAUUUGCAUUUGAUUUUGCACUUAAAAAUGGACGCAAAAAAGUUACAUGUGUUCAUAAAGCCAACAUUAUGAAACUUGGAGAUGGAUUAUUUUUAAAUACAUGUCGUAAAAUUGCAGAAGAUUAUAAACCAUUAGGAAUUGAAUUUGAUGAUAUGAUAGUUGAUAACUGUUCUAUGCAACUUGUGUCCAAGCCACAACAAUUUGACGUUAUGGUAAUGCCUAAUUUGUAUGGAGCAAUCGUAAGCAACAUCGGUGCGGCAUUGGUUGGUGGACCGGGCAUUGUUCCAGGUGUAAAUAUAGGUAGAGAAUAUGCAUUAUUUGAACCGGGAGCACGUCAUGUUGGUAGAGAUAUUCAAGGAGAUAAUAAAGCCAAUCCAACAGCAUUUAUUCUUUCAGGAGUAUUGUUGUUAAGACAUUUAGGACUUGAUGAUGAUGCUAAUAGAAUUUAUAAUGCAGUAAUUAAAGCAAUACUACAUGGAUCGGCCAAAACUCAUGAUAUGGGUGGCAAUUCAACAACAACAGAAUUUACACAUGAAGUUAUUUCUAAUUUGUAG
Entrophospora sp. SA101 is the source of this 1413-nucleotide messenger RNA. The record is from the annotation of a GenBank genome assembly. NCBI's taxonomy places the organism in Eukaryota, Fungi, Glomeromycota, Glomeromycetes, Entrophosporales, Entrophosporaceae.